Molecule: messenger RNA, 1458 nt
Organism: Zasmidium cellare ATCC 36951
Lineage: Eukaryota; Fungi; Ascomycota; Dothideomycetes; Mycosphaerellales; Mycosphaerellaceae
Exons: 4
Coding region: 1-1458 (485 amino acids)
Molecular function (GO): dihydrolipoyl dehydrogenase (NADH) activity; flavin adenine dinucleotide binding
Source: RefSeq, a predicted model, not a curated record
AUGCGUCCAUCCCAGAAGUUCAACCUGCACCCCUCCACGCACAGCGCCAAAGACCUCGAAACAAAAACCUUCGACGUAAUCUGCAUCGGCUCAGGCUGGGCAGGCCGCCAACUCGCCGCUCAAGUCUGCAAAGCCGGAUUCACAGCCCUGGUCGUCGAAAAGGAGCUUUUUGGCGGUGAUUGUCCCUUCUGGGCCUGCGUUCCUUCCAAAGUCCUCUUACGUUCGCAGGACGCUUUAGACGCCGCUAAUGCUGUUGGAGGGGCGAAGGAAAGAAUUCUUGACGCAAAGGUUGAUGCCAAUGGUGUAUUUGCUCGCAGGGAUGUGAUCACCGCCAACAAGGACGACACUCAACUUCUGGUGCCCAUGACUGAAGCUACUGGUGCUACUCUGGUUCGUGGGCAGGCAAAGUUGGCCGAUGUGAAGAAUGUUCAGAUUGCUCCGUUCGAGGGUGAGCCAGUUGAGGUCGAAGCGAGACUUGCGGUUGCAAUUUGCUCUGGGAGUGAAGCUGUUAUACCGGAUGGUGUAAAAGCUGCUGAUCCUUGGACACCGAGAGAUGCCACGAGUGCGGAUUAUGUGCCUGAGAAGCUGAUCAUCAUGGGUGCUGGUGCAGUGGGAUGUGAGAUGGCUACCGCUUAUGCUGGGUUUGGUUCGAAGGUCACCCUCAUCAGCUCUUCUGGCAGUCUCCUGCCUUCGAUCGAUUCCGAGGCGGGGACAAUUGUCCGUAAAUCUCUCGAAGAACGUGGCGUAGUCGUGAAGCUGGCGACGAAAGUGACCAAAGCAACACGCACAGACUAUGGUGUAGAGGCCGUCUUGUCCACUGGAGAGAAGCUAUCUGCCUCAGAACUCCUCGUGGCAUCAGGGAGGAAGGCAACACUGGACUUUGGACUGGAGAAGCUCGGUCUCUCGUCCCAUGGCACUCACAUUCCUGUCAACGAGUCCCUCUGCGUGAAGACCUUUGACGGGAAUGAUUGGCUAUAUGCCGUUGGAGACGUCAAUGGCAAAGCUCCAUUCACUCAUUCUGCGAGUCGCAUAGCAGGCAACGCAAUUAUCGCCAAAGCAAGGGGUCAGACGCCCUCGAACAUCACCCUCACGUUAGGCGACCGCAAAGCAAUCCCCCAAGUCACCUUCACCUCCCCGAUCGUCGCCUCCGUCGGUCUAACCCGCAAGGCCGCAGCUACCAAGGGUAUCCAAGUCCGCCAAAUCACCGCCCCAGCAAAGACAAUCGGCGGCAUCCUCCAUUCCGACACCAUUGCCGACGGCUGGGCACAGUGGCUCGUAGAUGAGGAAGAACGUUUGGUGGGAGCCACGAUUGUGGGCACUGACGCCGCAGACUUGAUCCAUGCUAGCACGGUGGCGAUUGUGGGUGGGAUGAAGUUGGAGCAGAUGGUGCAUGCUGUGCCUUGUUUCCCUACUAUGAGCGAGGUUUAUUUGGGGUUGUUGGAGGCGGCGGGGUAUUGA